This is a messenger RNA of Cooperia oncophora, 213 nucleotides long. Lineage: Eukaryota; Metazoa; Nematoda; Chromadorea; Rhabditida; Trichostrongylidae. The record is from the annotation of a GenBank genome assembly.
AUGAUCAGCAAGUCCCUGAUUAUCGUUGCUGUUUUGGCUGUGUUGAGCCUACUUGCCUCUGCUAUCUCACCACAAGCAGAAGCGCUCAUGGAGAGUCGCCAGCAAUUCAAACGAUUUCGCGGUGAACCGAUUCGAUUCGGGAAACGUGUACCACGUGAACCUAUUCGAUUCGGCAAGCGAGCGCCAAUGUUCGAGCCAUAUUUCGACUACUAG